GCCGUCGUCUCAGCCAUGGCGGCCGCCACACUCCCCGCGUGGCUGGUCCUGCAGCCAGCGGCCAGGGCCCUGCAGCCAGCGGCCAGGACCCUGCGUGCCUUCUGCACCGCCGUGUCUCCGGCCACCCGCUCUGCGAUACCAAGCCCGCGUACAGCAGGCAGAACAUCCAGAUAUGAAAGACCACUGAGAAGAAAGGCAUUACCUCCUAGGACAGAGAAAAUGACUGUUGACCUGGACUGGCCUAGUGUCUAUCCUGUUGCAGCACCAUUUAAACCCUCUGCUGUACCUCUUCCUGUUCGAAUGGGUUAUCCAGUAAAAAGGGGGGUGCCCAUGGCAAAGGAGGGAAAUCUAGAACUUUUAAAGAUCCCCAAUUUUUUGCAUUUGACACCUGUAGCAAUUAAAAAGCACUGUGAAGCUCUUAAAGAUUUCUGCACUGAAUGGCCAGCUGCACUAGACAGUGAUGAGAAAUGUGAGAAGCAUUUUCCCAUUGAAAUUGACACAGCUGAUUAUGUUUCGGCAGGACCAUCUAUUAGAAACCCCAAAGCACGAGUAGUAACUUUAAGGGUUAAACUUUCCAGUCUGAAUUUAGAUGAUCACGCAAAGAAGAAACUUAUUAAACUUGUGGGAGAGCGAUACUGCAAGACCACAGAUGUGCUUACCAUCAGGACAGACAGGUGCCCUUUGAAGAGACAGAAUUACGAUUAUGCAAUAUAUCUGCUAACAGUUUUAUACCAUGAGUCUUGGAAAACCGAAGAAUGGGAGAAAGAGAAGACUGAGGCAGAUAUGGAAGAGUAUAUAUGGAAAAAUAGCCCCUCUGAAAAAAAUAUCCUGGAAACACUUCUCCAAAUUAAAGCUGCUGAGAAAAAUCUGGAAGUAAAUAAAGAAGAGCUCCUUGGUACAAAAGAAGUCGAAGAUUACAGAAAGUGUGUUGUUAGUCUUAAGAAUGAGGGGGACAAUGAAGAGACCCUUUCUCAGUACAAAGAAUCCGUGAAGAAGCUAUUAAAACUGAUGUGAUUUAUGUAGAAAAAACUGCUUGAUUUGCUAAUUUUAUGAUCUAUCUGUAAUCAUUAUCUAACUUCACAUAAAUUUGAAAAUGUUAAAAACAACCAUUGUUUUACAUCAGAUUUAAAAAUAUUCCUUUCAUACUAAUCCGUAAUGGCAAUGAUUAUUCAAAAGUUCUUAUUUGUACAGUGCGGCAGAAGGACUAAUUAAAAUAUCUCAGUGAUUC
Neofelis nebulosa (Clouded leopard) is the source of this 1228-nucleotide messenger RNA. It is a transcript of the gene MRPS35, whose product is annotated as mitochondrial ribosomal protein S35. Gene Ontology annotation, biological process: mitochondrial translation. The record is from RefSeq and is a predicted model, not a curated record. Gene Ontology annotation, molecular function: structural constituent of ribosome. Gene Ontology annotation, cellular component: mitochondrial small ribosomal subunit. NCBI's taxonomy places the organism in Eukaryota, Metazoa, Chordata, Mammalia, Carnivora, Felidae. Bases 16 to 1014 code for a protein of 332 amino acids. The transcript has 8 exons.